This is a messenger RNA of Entrophospora sp. SA101, 1287 nucleotides long. NCBI's taxonomy places the organism in Eukaryota, Fungi, Glomeromycota, Glomeromycetes, Entrophosporales, Entrophosporaceae. The record is from the annotation of a GenBank genome assembly.
AUGCUGAGCCUAGAAAGCACUGACAAUUACGAAGAACUAGUGCGAUUUGACGAAAGAGUAAAAAAAAAAACAGGACUUAACAAAAUAGAUUAUCUUUGUGAAGUAAAAAUUGAUGGUUUAUCAGCUAGUUUACAUUACCAAAACGGCAAAUUAAGAAGGAUAGUUACCCGCGGAGACGGACGAACUGGGGAAGACGUCAGUGUUAACCUUCCUUUAAUCCAAAACUUACCAAAAAAUUUGCCCGAAAAAAUCACUGAGGGAGUUGAAAUGAUUGAAAUCCGCGGAGAGGUUUACCUGAAAAAAGAAGAAUUUCGGCGGCUAAACAAAGAAUUAAAAAAAAGAAAAUUGCCUCUUUUAGCUAAUCCGCGAAACGCCGCAGCCGGAACUUUGCGGACUUUAAUACCUACUCAACAAAGAAAUUUAAACUUUUUUGCUUACCAAAUUUUGGGCUGUAAUAAUGACUCAAUUAGCGAAAUCAAUAACCAAUUAAAUUGUUUGGAAAAAUUAGCCAGUUGGGGCUUUGAACCUAGUCCUUAUUAUCGCCUUUGUCAGAAUUUAGAGGAAAUUCAAAAGUACUUUCAAGAAAUUAAAAAACAGCGUGACGAUUUAGAAUUUGAAAUUGACGGGAUUGUGGUGAAAGUCAAUAAUUAUGAACACUACGAAAAAUUAGGAAAGACUAACCGGUUUCCUCUGGAAAUUACCCGCAGUGGUCGAAUUUCCUACGUUGCCCAAAUUACCCAAGUCUCUUUAUUAGGCAGUAAAAUUAACAAAGCCACUUUACAUAAUUAUGGUUUUAUUCGGGAGUUAAACCUGAAUAUCGGUGACCGAGUAGUAGUCAAAAAAGCUGGCGACAUUAUCCCCCAAGUAGUCCAAGUAAUUAAAAUGGACGGGCAAAAUAAUUGCUGGACCCCACCCACUAAUUACUGUCCAGAAAGAAAUAUUAAAUCUUUGGCUCUUUUUGCUUCUAAACAAGGGAUGGAUAUCAAGGGAGUUAGCGAAGCCAUUAUCCGCAAAUUAUACCAAGUUAAUUUAUUGAAAACUCCCGCUGAUUUUUAUUAUUUAGAACAAAAAAAAAAAGAACUGUUAAAAGUUGAAGGCAGCGUGAAAGCUCAUAAAUUGACUAGCCUUUAUCCUAAUUUAGUUAGUUUUAUUCAAGCCGUUGAAAAGAACGAACUAGAACCAAUUAGCAAACUUUUAGGUGUUGAAACCCAAAAAGAAAUUGUGCAUUAUUUUCAAAAACCUAAGAAUUUAGGGAUAUUAAAGAAUAUGGAACGAUUUAAUUUUUAA